CUUUGAUUGACAGCCAGGACGAGCUAUGGCGGAGGAAGCUGCGGCGGGGAGCAGGGAAGGCGAAACUUAGCCAGGGAAAGGAGCAGCAGAGGCAAGAGGAACCUACAGCAUGGAACAAACAGCAGCGUCGCCGCCGCCGCCGCCGGCCAUCAUCACCAUCUCCUCCUGCUAGAAGCUUGUUGCCUGCUGCUUUCGCACUCCUUUUCUUCCUCACUUUUUCUCCCGCUCCCCCCGCCUUUUCCAUUGCUGGGAGCAGGCAAGCCAGAGGGUGGGGGCAAGGCUGCGUGGAUUGUUUUUCUCCCCCCCCCCUCCGAGUUGAGCAAAGGAGCACACGGGCGCUCAGGGAAAUGCAUCUCCUGCACCCCGGGAAAAUUGCCGCGGCAGGAGCAGCAAAAGCCCAGUGCAGCAAAUAUGGCUGCUGGGGCUCCUGAAAGGAGACGCUUGGAGGAGGUGAAGCCUCCCCCUCUUCCACCCUCACCCCGCUCUUUUGUGUAAACGCCCCCCGCCCCGAAAUCCCUCAAAACAAGUCUAGGUGGGAGAGAAGUUGCUCUGAGCUUUACUUUCCGGAGUGAGAUGAAGCGGGGGGCAGUCCUUUGCCCAAAAGGGAGCCAAUUCCGAGCUUGCCACCGAAAGUAGCCGUUGCGGAUUCUUUUGGUUUGGGCCGGGAAGAAGAGGGACGGGAAAGGAGAAGAAGAGAGGAGACAUUUGGGGUGGGGGGGGGGCGGGAGCGGAAAGGGAGAUAUAUCAACGGUUAGGAAAAGCGGAAAUCUCAUCAGCGCCCCCCCCCGCCUCCUAUAUUAUUUGGCAUUGGAGAAGUAGUCUUGAGAGCUACCUGUUUGAUUUGGAGUUUGGGGAUCAGUGGGAGGGCCGGGCACAAUCGGCACAAGAGCAACAGUUCUUUUCUGCACAACUUUGCCCUCUCGGUGUGUAGAAGGAAGGCAGUCUCCCUGCCUCCCUCUCUUUUCUCUGUAAUUCUUGCAUCCUGGAGUGCUGAUAGGAAGGAAAGAGAAAUGUAGCACCUCUUUCCGUGCGUGGUGGUGGUGGGUUUUUUGUUUUUUUUAAGCGACAGAAAAGUGUUAGGUCCCCCCGCCCCCCAUUGUCUGUGAGGAGGAGGAGGAGGCGAGCUGGGAAGAAAAGUUGUUUAGCUGCCUUUGAUUGCAGGGGGUGGGCGGGGCCUGUUGUGCGGGAAGGAAGGAGGAAGGCAGGCAGAGGAAGGCGGGGAGAAGGGAAAUACACAAAGCAUCUUCUCUUCGCAACUCUGUCUCUUUUGCGCGCCUGGCUGUUCUUCCUCUGCGGAGGCAAGGAGUUGAGUUACUUUCGGAGGCUCAAGUGUUGUCGGCUGCCAUGGAGCCCAAGCACAAAGAGCUGCUGGCCCAGUGUCACCAGAGCCUGGCCCAGGCUAUGACGGAGGUGGACAAGGUGAUCGACCUGCUGGAGGCUGCGGGGACCCUGAGCCCUCGCGACUUGCAAGAGCUGCAGGAAGCCGGAAUGACGGCGGGAGGAGUAGAAGGAGGGGAUGCAGGAGGACGGGAGAGAGUCUCUGCCCGUGUGUGCAAGGCCGAUCUGCUCAUCAAGCUGCUCUUGGCCAAGGAUCGGGAUCAUUUCCAGGACCUGCGUGUGGCCCUGGAGAAGACGCAGCCUCACCUGCUCUCCAUCCUCUACUUGAACAACGGAGUGGCUGGCGCGCAGCCUGGCGAGACGGCUGGGUCAACUUACAGUGUAUUGUCCAUAAUGCCAUCAGAUUCUGAAAGCAGCAGUUCCCUUAGCAGUACCGGUACAACAGGCAAAGCAUCAUCGCCACCGCCUGCAGUUACAGAUGUGAGGCAGAUGAAUGAAAAAUUGGAGACCAUUUUGUUUCAGCUUCGCCAGGUUACUCGUGAGCGAGAUGAGUUGCGGAAACGCCUUGCACUGUCCUCUCCUGGGUCAACUUUUGAUGACUGCAGGCCUAGCCCCAAACCAAACCACGAUUAUGAAAGGUUGAAGAUACAGUGUAUGAAGGCAAUGUCAGACCUACAGUCUCUGCAGAACCAGCACACCAAGACACUAAAAAGAUGUGAAGAAGCUGCUAAGGAGGCUGACUUCUAUCAUACAUUACACAGUCGUCUGCUGAGUGACCAGUCACAGCUGAAGGAGGACAUGGACACCUUGAAGCGGAAGAAUAGCCAGUUGGUACGAGAGCACAAUCACCUCCAGCAGUCGUGUGAGGAAAUGAAGAGACUUCACGAUGAGGAUCAGAAAGAGAUAACAGAUCUACGCAAUCAGCAGCAGCAGGUUAUGAAGCAGAAUGGAUCAUCAGAGAUCCUAAAUAAGCUCUAUGAUACAGCGAUGGACAAGCUAGAGGGCGUGAAGAAGGAUUAUGAUGCACUAAGGAAGCGAUACAAUGAGAAGAUAGCGAGCCAUAAUACUGAUCUGAGCCGGUUAGAACAGACAGAAGAGGAGAACAGGCGCCUCCAGAAACAGACUGACAUGCUGAUGAAGCAGCGGGACGCAGCAGUGCACUUCCAGCAGCAGUACACUUCCUCUCUGAGAAGGUUUGAGACAGUGCAGCAAGAACUGAGCAAAGCUACUGCCCAAAACAAGGAGCUGCAGAGAGAGAUGGAACGGUUACAGUCAGAGGUGACGAGGUUUAAAACGAUGCAGCUGAAGGCGGUGAAGGAUGCAGAGAAGUAUAAGGAAGAGAGGGACUCUGUAUUCAGUGAGUACCGUCUCAUCAUGAGCGAGAGGGACCAAGUCAUCAAAGAAGUGGAUAAGCUUCAAACAGAGUUGGAGCUUGCGGAAUCCAAAUUGAAAAACACAUCCUCAGAGAAGAGAGUGGCUAGUGAAGAAAUGGAAGCUUUAAGACAGGAGCUGAACUCUGCUCUAGUGGAACGAGAUCGUGCAAUCUGCGAAAGGAACGAGCUCUUGGAAAAGUACUGCCAUGAAGUGAAAGACAAGGCUGAGGCCCAGAAGGAACUAGAUCAAGCAUGCAAGGAUAUUGAGACAGUGAAGGAAGAGAGAGAUGUGGCCAGAAAGGAAAGAACAGAAGCCAUCAUCCAGAGGGACCAUCUGCUGAGAGAAUACUAUCAAGCUCGCCAGAUACAAGAUUCGGCUACACUGGAUAUAGAAAGAGCUAACAAAGAAAUUGAAAUGCUCAGGAAGCAAUAUGAGGCAAUGUCGCAGGAGUUAAAAGAAGCUGUCCAGGAAGCAGAAGUAGCAAAAUGCAGAAGAGACUGGGCCUUCCAGGAACGCGACAAGAUCGUGGCAGAAAGAGAGAGCAUACGGACUCUGUGUGACAACCUGAGGAGGGAACGGGACAGAGCAGUGAGUGACCUGGCUGAGGCUCUUCGCAAUCUGGAUGAUAUGAGGAAGCAAAAGAACGAUGCUGUGCGUGAAUUGAAAGAACUGAAAGAGAAGAUGGAGAAUCAGUUGGAAAAGGAAGCAAGGUUUCGGCAAUUGAUGGCCCACAACUCUCAUGAUUCAGCCAUUGAUACGGAUUCUCUGGAAUGGGAAACAGAAGUUGUUGAGUUUGAGAAAGACAGGGAAGAUAUGGAUUUGAAAGCCCUUGGUUUCGAUGUGGCUGAAGGUGUGAAUGAACCCUAUCUUCCUGGAGACUGUGGAAUAUUUGUUACCAAAGUGGAUAAAGGAAGUAUUGCAGAUGGUCGAUUAAGAGUGAAUGAUUGGCUGCUGAAGAUAAAUGAUGUGGACCUUACUAACAAGGACAGAAAGCAAGUAAUAAAGGCGGUACUUAAUGGUGGAGGAAUUAUUAAUAUGGUUGUUCGCAGAAGGAAGUCCUUAGGAGGGAAGGUGAUAACACCUCUGCACAUCAAUCUUUCUGGCCACAAAGAUAGUGGAAUUUGUCUAGAAAAUGGAGUAUUUGUUGCUACUGUAGUGCCUGGUAGCCCAGCUGCCAAAGAGGGAUCCCUCGCAGUGGGAGACAGGAUAAUUGCCAUAAAUGGCAUUGCACUAGAUAAUAAAUCAUUGACUGAAUGUGAAACUUUGCUGCGAAACUGCAGGGAGUCGCUUACACUUUCAUUAAUGAAGGUUUUUCCUCAGAGUUCAAGCUCAUCCUGGAGUGGUCAGAACAUAUUUGAAAACCUCAAGGAUUCAGAGAAACUAUCAAACUGUAGGGUUCAUACAUCCGAGGUACAGGUUCAGAAUAAAAGAAAUUUAAAACACAACAGCUCAACGCAAACAGACAUUUUUAAUCCAGACAUAAUGGAUGUCAAGAAGGACCAGAGUGAACCAGAGAAUGGUUUGUAUUGCGAUCUCAAACCCUUCCCCAACAGCGUUUUACACACACACUCUCAUCGGAGCACAGUCCAUGGAUGCCACAGUAACUCAGAACACAGCCUUGGCUCCUUUAGUCCAGAUGUGUAUGGGGAGCCAAACUAUGGAAUUGUUAACCUGGACAGCCGGCGACUGCCAUUUGAGCCCACAGUUGCAGACUGCAUGAUGGUUGAGAGCACAUUAGAAAAAGGAUAUGGUGGGAGAAACAGUGGCGGCACUUGGCCUAAAGUCAUGGUCAACAUUGCAACAGUAGAAACAGAAAAGUUCUCUGUGUACAAAAAGCCAAAACAAAGGAAGUCCAUCUUUGACCCUGACACUUUCAAAAGACCUCUGACACCUCCCAAAAUGGACUAUCUGUCUUCCAAUCAGAUGCUGGGACAUUCACCUCAGCCUUCCAAAAUGGAAGCCAUUUCUACCCCUCCCACACCUCCUAAGAGAAGUGAUUCUAUUAAGUUUAAACACAAACAGCAGGCAAGUUCUACAUCAGACUCAACCGUCACGACUGGCUCACCGCCUACUAGUCCUGCUACAGUCCAGCCUCUUGGGUCCAUCGAACUCAAGCCAGACUGCGGUGUUCACAAGGGGCGAAGCAGACCCUCUGGACAUUAUUACAGGGAAGAGGGUGUUGACUCUACACAUUUGCUUUCAAGGAAAUCCUGUGAAGAAGACAUUGGCUUCCAAAGAGUAGAAGAGCCUGAGAUUAAACGACCAAGGCCUAAAUCUGCUCCUGCCUUGAGACAUAAACUAACCCCUGUGCCCAUUCCCAAUCCAUCUCAUCAGGUCCAAAAAUAUACUCCAGCAAGUGAAGAGCAUCUUUCUCCUGAGCUACAGGAGUGGCCAGCAUAUUCACCAAAACGAUCCAGUAGACACAGCGAUGGGUUUGUGCCUACAUCUUUAUAUGCUGGAAGCUUGUCAGCAGGUACUGUACCAAGAAACAUUGCACCAUGUCCUGCAGUAACAACUGUUAUGCGAAAUCCCAUUUACACUGCUUGGAGCCAUAGAGUUAGCACCACCAACUGUCCAUCUGUUGCCAGCCAGUUUUGUCAUCAGCAUCUGCAUCCUAGUGCUCAGCACCAAGGCCGCCUGAGUUUGGAUCUGAGUCACAAACACUCCAGUGAGUGUCCUGAAAACUCACGCACAAGAUCUUCACAUGGUUCAAACUCACUGCCUUCUAGUGCAAGACUCGUAGGUUCUUCUAGCAACUUGCAGUAUAGAACAGAACGAAUAAAAAUCCCUUUGACACCAAGAUACCCGCGGUCUAUCAUUGGCUCUGACAGGGGUUCAUUGUCGCAUUCCGAAUGUAGCAGUCCAAGCCUGAUAACUCCUCCACAGUCACCACUUAACCUUGAGACCUCAUCCUUUGCUAGUAGCCAGUCGCAAAAUUCUCUUUCUACACUGCCCAGGAUCUCCGUGAGUCCAGUAUCAAUAGGACAACGUCGAAAAGACAAAUAUUUGUUCCGUAAUAGGUCUUUUCUGAGAAUCCCUGUGGCUCCUAGGCCAAGGUUCUGUUCACUAAGGAGUUUGAGGCCAUAUAUGGAAGAACCACGCCAUGUCAAAGUACAGAAGGGCUCUGAGCCACUUGGGAUCUCCAUUGUGUGUUGUGAAAACGGUGGCAUCUUUGUUUCGAAAGUGACUGGUGGCAGCAUCGCCCAUCAGGCUGGCCUUGAAUAUGGUGACCAGUUGUUAGAGUUUAAUGGGAUAAACCUGCGGAAUGCUACAGAGCAGCAAGCUCGGCUGAUCAUUGGACAGCAAUGUGACACCAUAACAAUUCUGGCACAGUACAACCCACACAUGUUCCAACUCGGGAAUCACUCACGAUCAAGCUCCCGGCUAGAACCUGUGAGCAGCCAUUCCACCCCACAAGGCAGCGGAGCUGCAACCCCCGACAGUCAUUCCGUCAUUGACACUGUGAGCGAACAAGAUGAAGGGACCAUGACACCCCCAUCCAAGCAGACCACCCCAACCACCAGCCCCCGCAAUUCCAUGAGGAACUCUGUGGACACAAGUAAGAGGACACCUGAACCUAGAACUAUUGUUGUUAAGAAGUCCCAAGUGGAACUUGGAAUCCAAAUCUGUGGUGGAAACCUGUAUGGAAUAUUUGUGUCUGAUAUAGAAGAGGACAGCCCUGCCAAAGGACCUGAUGGACUGGUGCUAGGAGACGUGCUACUUGAGUAUGGCUCUGUUGACUUGCGGAAUAAAACUGCUGAGGAAGCUUACCUUGAAAUGCUCAAGCCAGGUGAAAAUGUCAAAAUAAAAGCUCAGUACAGAUCAGAAGAGUUCUGCAAGAUCAAAGACUUACCUGGAGAUGGGUUCUAUGUCAGGGCACUUUAUGAUCGGCUGGCAGAAGUAGAACAAGACUUGAGCUUUAAGAAAGACGACAUUCUGUAUGUUGACGACACUCUGCCCCAGGGAAACUUUGGUUGUUGGAUGGCAUGGCAGUUGGAUGAGAAUGCCCAGAAGCUGGAAAGAGGACAGAUUCCCAGCAAAUACAUGAUGGAGCAGGAAUUCUACAGGAGACACAGCAUGUCUGAGGCAAAAGAUGAGAACAGCUCCACAAAGACAUCAUCGGCAGCAGCUCGAAGAUCAUUUUUCAGGAGGAAACAUAAACACAAACGCAGUGGUUCCAAAGAUGGAAAGGAUUUGCUGGCCCUUGAUACCAUCUCCACAGAUUCCAUUCCUUUCUUGGAUGAUACUGUAAGUUUGGCUUAUCAACGAGUCCAGAAAGUGGACUGCACAUCUCCUAGGCCGGUGCUUAUUCUAGGGCCUUUACUUGAUGCUGUGAAGGAUAUGUUAGUUAAGGAAUCUCCAGGAAAAUUUUGUAGAUGCCCUCUUGAGGUGAUGAAAGCUUCUCAACAAGCCAUUGAACGGGGUGUGAAAGACUGUCUAUUCAUAGAUUAUAAACGUAGGAGUGGACAUUUUGACGUGACAACUGUUGCCUCAAUAAAGGAGAUAACAGAGAAGGAUUGUCACUGUCUCUUGGAUAUUGCUCCUCAUGCCAUUGAACGGCUCCACAGCAUUCAUAUCUAUCCAAUUGUCAUCUUCAUGCGUUACAAAAAUGCCAAGCAAAUCAAAGAGCAAAAGGACCCCAUCUUCCUGAGGGACAAAGUUACCCAGAAACAUUCCAAAGAACAAUUUGAGACUGCUCAAAAAAUAGACCAGGACUAUAGCAAGUACUUCACAGGCAUUGUCCAAGGCGGCCCUCUUUCAACUAUUUGCACUCAGAUCAUGACAACUGUUGAUCAAGAACAAAACAAAGUCCUGUGGAUUCCAGCUGGCUCUCUAUAGAGAUAUGCUGUGAAAUGACUGAAACUCUGCAGCAGAUUGUAAAUAAACUGUUGAUAGGGGGGCUUUUGGGUCCAUAUACAGCUGCCUGUACGUCAGAUACAAAUGAGAAGUUCGACAUGAGCAACAUUAUCUGUGAGAUGUGCUUAGAAGGCACUCAUCUUGCUGGCAGAAGUCUCAAGUUUGUUUCUAUAGAAAUGGACUAACACAGAAUGUCCUUUUUCAUAAGAAGUCUUUAUAAUGCUGCAAAAAAGAAAAGAAACCCUUUAGGAUACGUUUACAGAAUCUAUUCCCCCCACCCCCCCAAGUAUUUGGUGGUUCGUGUUUACUUGAAUAUUUUUUACAAGCAAUCUGUGUGUGUUUUUCCUUCUUCCUCCUCUGCUUCUGAUAUUAAAAAAAAACACAAUGGAGUAGACUUUCUACAUGCUGAGUGAGAAUAAUUUUUACAUGAAAUGUGGUUCUGCUCUUUAGUAACGGUUUUACUUUGGAAUAAUCGCAUGAAUUGUGAAUGGGUUUCCCCUAUAGGUACAUGUUUUGGGAGUAAAUUCAGGGGGAAGAAGCACUCCAAUAUAUGGGUCAGGCCACUGUUUGUAUUUCAUAAACUCUCUUUGUCUUUUAAAAGUUAUUGGCUUCCUUUAUGCAUGGAUCUAAUAUUUAAAUGUCAUAAUAUAUCUGAUCAGUUUGUGCUCAUUGUAUAUUCAAAAAUAAUAAUUUUGGGUUCCUGGGCCUGCCUUAAGCAGUAAAUCAGAAGGGUUAAUAGCUGGGCCUAGACUGCUUUAUUGUAUUAGUUAUGUAGAUAGUCUAUGUAAUUGGAAGCUUACAUUGCUAAGCUUUGGUGUGUAGUAGCCAUAGGGAUUUUUAUUUAAUUAGAAGCACAGUCUCUGUUCUAGGAAUUUGACAACCUCUAGUAUGUUCCUAUGACUGUUAGUUUUGCCACUGUCAACAAGCAUAGUGUGCAUUUUUAAUGUUUUUUGUUACAAUUCUUAUUUCCUGACUGUACCAAAUUCCAUUGUAUGUUUCUUUUUGCACUUCUGACUUUGUUUUCCAACAGUGUGUGUGUGUGUGUUUGUUUUCUUUGUGUUUUUUUUAAUGCAUGUCAUGUUUUGUAGGUACUGUAACUUUAUUGUUCACGUAAGUAGGGCUGCAUUGUGGUGAUCGUUCCUAACAUUUCAUUAUAUAGAUAUAAUUUUUUCUUCUGUUUUUACCCUUCAAUUUUUAGUUUUGCUUUUUAUUUGCAUUAAUUAAAAAAGGGAUUCUUCUUGCACAGUUGUUCAAAGACAAAUUUUGGUUGGAAAUUUUAAUCUCUGUUUUGCAGAUACUAUUUUAAUAGUUCAAAAUACAGGAGAGAGAAGAGAGGAAAAAAAUGUAGAAAAGCCUAUUGAUAAAUUCUUAGUUGAAAUACUGUUGAUGGACAGCAGUUAUAUAUUUUUUUAAAGAAGGAGGCCAGAGUUGGACUUCAGCGGUACGAUUGAAACAGACUAGUACUGUUGCAACAUGGAUUUUCUGAACUAAAAAUGUCACUUUGUAUCAAAACAAAAAGUUAAAGAAACUGAGUAUUGUGUUAAAUAAAGGUCAAUUUCUAUAAUUUGA
Hemicordylus capensis (graceful crag lizard) is the source of this 9138-nucleotide messenger RNA. It is a transcript of the gene DLG5, whose product is annotated as discs large MAGUK scaffold protein 5. Bases 1345 to 7551 code for a protein of 2068 amino acids. The transcript is spliced from 34 exons. Gene Ontology annotation, molecular function: protein binding. Gene Ontology annotation, biological process: regulation of apoptotic process. Lineage: Eukaryota; Metazoa; Chordata; Lepidosauria; Squamata; Cordylidae. The record is from RefSeq and is a predicted model, not a curated record.